GACAAUUCUCUCAUGCUCCUCUGCUUACACCAGCUCUUACCAAAACACCACACGAACUACUUCUCGACCGCAGCAGCCAUUCCUCUUCGUCUCCCUACACCUCUGCCGAAACAAUGCAAGUCCUUGGCCGACGCCAAGCGCCUCCAUCAGCAUGUUCUGGUGCGAGGCCAUCUCCUAGAGACGGUCUCCGAUAUCGUCACCUCCUACAUCGCUUGCAACUCUCCCUCCCUCGCCUUCGAGGUGCUGCAGGGACUGCCCCCCUCAGCGAGCAACGUUUUCUUGUGGAACAUGCUCAUCCGGCGCAGCGUGCAUCUGGGUUUUCUCUGCGAUGUGCUUAGUCUAUUCCGCCAAAUGCGCAGACUCCGGUGGAGCCCCGACUGCUACACCUUCCCUUUCGUUCUCAAGGCCUGCGGCGAGCUCCCCUCGUUCCGGCGAGGUGGGUCCGUGCACGGCGCCGUUUGCGUUGGUGGGUUUGAGUCCAAUGUGUUUGUUUGUAACGCCCUCGUGGCGAUGUACGGGCGGUGUGGGGCGUUGGACGAUGCGCGCCAGAUGUUCGACGAAUUGUCGCAGAGAGGCAUUGGCGAUGUGGUUUCGUGGAAUUCGAUUAUGGCUUCUUAUUUGCAGAGCGGUGAUUCGAAGAGGGCGUUGGAGAUGUUUGAUCGUAUGACUGAUAAUUUGGGACUGCGCCCGGAUGCCGUUAGUCUUGUGAAUGUCCUUCCUGCUUGUGCUUCGGAAGGUGCGUGGCUGCGAGGUAAGCAAAUUCACGGUUAUGCAGUUCGGGGUGGGCUGUUUGAGGAUGUCUUCGUGGGUAAUGCUGUAGUCGACAUGUAUGCUAAGUGUGAGAUGAUGGAGGAAGCAAACAAGGUCUUUGAGCGGAUGAAGGUUAAGGAUGUGGUUUCUUGGAAUGCUAUGGUUACUGGGUACUCGCAAGUUGGUAGGUUUGAGGAUGCUUUUGAGCUUUUUGAAAGAAUGCAGGAGGAGCAGAUUGAGCUGAAUGUAGUUACAUGGAGUGCUGUGAUUGCUGGGUAUGCUCAGAGGGGACUUGGAUACAAGGCACUGGAUGCAUUUCGUAGAAUGCAGCUUUGUGGGUUGGAACCAAAUGUGGUUACUUUUGUUUCGCUUCUUUCAGGUUGUGCUUCGGUAGGGGCAUUGGUUCAGGGGAAGGAAGCACACUGUUAUGCCAUCAAAUGGAUGCUGAACUUAGAAGGGGUUGAUCCUGGGGAUGAUCUCAUGGUAAACAAUGGUCUGAUUGACAUGUAUGCUAAGUGCAAGGGUGCAAAAAUUGCUCGUUUGAUGUUUGAUUCUAUUGCAUCAAAGAAUGGGAAUGUUGUGACUUGGACUGUCAUGAUUGGUGGGUAUGCCCAGCAUGGCGAAGCAAAUGAUGCAUUGCAACUUUUCUCAGAGAUGCUGCAGCAAGGCAACUCUAUACGACCAAAUGCUUUCACUAUAUCUUGUGCUCUGGUGGCUUGCGCUCGUCUUGGUGCACUUAGAUUUGGUAGACAAAUUCAUGCUUAUGUAUUGCGCAAUAGAUAUGAGUCUGUAAUGUUAUUCAUCACCAAUUGCCUCAUAGACAUGUAUUCCAAAUCGGGAGAUGUUGAUGCUGCUCAAGUUGUAUUUGACAAUAUGCACUGGAGAAAUGCUGUCUCUUGGACAUCCCUAAUGACUGGUUAUGGGAUGCAUGGCUGUGGUGAAGAAGCUCUCCAGAUUUUUGACAACAUGAGGAGAGCGGGUCUGGUACCCGAUGGUGUUACUUUUCUUGUUGUGCUCUAUGCUUGCAGCCAUUCUGGAAUGGUUGAUCAGGGAAUCAAAUACUUCCAGAACAUGAGUAAGGAAUUUGGGGUGGUUGCUGGGGUAGAACACUAUGCUUGCAUGGUUGACCUCUUGGGUCGUGCGGGUCGCUUGAAUGAAGCUAUUGAACUCAUCAAAGGAAUGCCUAUGGAACCCAGCCCUAUAGUUUGGGUGGCAUUACUGAGUGCUUGUAGGAUACAUGCUAAUGUCGAACUUGGAGAAUUUGCUGCUGACAAUUUAAAGAAAUUAGAGUCGCAGAAUGAUGGUACAUAUACACUUCUUUCUAACCUAUAUGCCAAUGCCAGGCGUUGGAAAGAUGUUGCCAGGAUCAGAUCUUUGAUGAAACAUACAGGGAUUAAGAAGAGACCAGGUUGCAGUUGGAUCCAAGGUAAGAAGGGAACUACAACCUUUUUUGUGGGGGACAGGUCUCAUCCGCGGUCUCAACAAGUAUAUGAAGUUCUUGCAGACUUGAUUCAACGCAUCAAAGCUAUUGGAUAUGUCCCUGAGGUGAGCUUUGCUCUGCACGAUGUGGAUGAUGAGGAGAAAGGUGAUCUUCUUUUUGAGCAUAGUGAGAAGUUGGCUCUCGCCUAUGGUAUCCUCACUACGGCCCCAGGGGCACCAAUUCGGAUCACCAAGAACCUGCGUGUCUGUGGUGAUUGCCAUAGUGCCAUUACCUAUAUAUCCAAGAUCAUUCAACAUGAAAUCAUAAUAAGGGAUUCAAGUCGCUUCCAUCAUUUCAAGAAUGGGUCAUGCUCUUGCAGAGGCUAUUGGUGAUGAUAUAUAACUGCAUAUCCGCUUGAAUAAUUGGUUACUGUGUGUGAGAGGGGGGGGGGGGGGGUGUGGAGGGAGCCCAACUUGCAAUUAAGGGGCAAGCUAGAAGGAUAGUCACUACAGCACCUCAACAGGAUCUACCUUCCUGUAGAGCAAUUAAAUUCAAUUUUAGACGGUUCUGCAGUUGACAAGCCCAGGCUUGGGGAAUUGAUACGGUACUCAUGGAUCACAGAUCACAUUGUGGAUAUUUUCAGAGGCAAUAGGUUGUACAAAAUUCAAAUACCACGGAGGUUUUGGCAAUUAGCAGGGCUUUGGAGUUAUUUGCAGCAUAUGAAUUUGUGCUGGAAAAAAACUACCAAAUGUUGAAACUUUAAAAGUAUUUCAUGUUUUGCCUUUUCUUGGAUUACAAAUGCAGCAAAAAGAUUGUGGAAGAUGAGAGGGAUUUUUAACUCCAUUGCAAAUCUCAGUACAAGAGUAGGGGAUGAAUCAUUUGUACGUGCAAUGAGGGAGAGGAAUUUUCUUGUAGAUAGCUUGAUGAGAAUGAUUGUUCACAGAAAUAGUCCACUGAAGCAUGGAUUUAAUGGGACACUCAGGGGAUUCUGUUUCAAAUGCUGCUGAGAUGCCAAGUAAGGGAUUCUUGACAAAGAUGGUGGCGAAUGAAACCUUUGUAUACGGCUGCUUGGUGGUAAUUGGUUUAAGGGUGUUGAAUUUUGUCUCUCUUGCAGUUAGUGCUGAUUAAAAUAAAGAUGUUUGGGAGUUGAGGGAAUUGGUUUCUAGAAGUUAGGGGUGAGCAUAAUUUGGUUAAAACCGAAUUAACCGAGUAAAUUCGGUUAGUUCGGUUCAGUUAGAAAUUUAUUCAGUUCGGUUUGAUUUUCA
Messenger RNA from Malania oleifera, 3435 nucleotides. Its product is annotated as pentatricopeptide repeat-containing protein At5g16860. NCBI's taxonomy places the organism in Eukaryota, Viridiplantae, Streptophyta, Magnoliopsida, Santalales, Ximeniaceae. Bases 13 to 2562 code for a protein of 849 amino acids. Gene Ontology annotation, molecular function: protein binding; zinc ion binding; RNA binding. The transcript is spliced from 2 exons. The record is from RefSeq and is a predicted model, not a curated record. Gene Ontology annotation, biological process: RNA modification.